GUCCGUCUUGAGAAAUUGCAUUAAACUUGAGGCUUGAAGCUGAGAAAAGGCAUUUUCAACUUUUCGCGAUACAACACAGUUCAUCAUGGCGGCAACAUCUUCCCCGCUGGCUACGACAUCCUUUAUUCUGGGAACCGUCACUUUCGGCGGCGGUGCCAUUGGCUUUGCCAGAACUGGCUCUGUUCCCUCCAUUGCCGCUGGCUCUCUGGUUGGCAUCUUGUACGGCGUCGGCGGAUAUCGCACUGCCACCAAUGCGAGUUACGGCGUAGAACUAAGCUUUCUCGCCUCCGCCAUCCUGGGAUUCUCAUCCAUUCCUCGAGCAAUCCGCGGCAGGAAGCCCGUUCCUAUUGUGCUCAGCAUCAUCUCACUCUUUGGCCUCUACACUUUUGGCAAAGCGCUGCGAGCGGCUGCUUAACUGGGGGGCAUCCUGGCGUAGUCGUUGAUCAGUGAAGAGGGAUAAAAUAUGUAUAGCUACUAAAUAAACCUCAGCAAUUCGUUA
Molecule: messenger RNA, 499 nt
Organism: Trichoderma atroviride IMI 206040
Lineage: Eukaryota; Fungi; Ascomycota; Sordariomycetes; Hypocreales; Hypocreaceae
Cellular component (GO): membrane
Source: RefSeq, a predicted model, not a curated record